Xiphophorus maculatus (southern platyfish) is the source of this 2191-nucleotide messenger RNA. It is a transcript of the gene whrna, whose product is annotated as whirlin. The transcript is spliced from 9 exons. Gene Ontology annotation, cellular component: stereocilia ankle link complex; plasma membrane; stereocilium tip. Bases 88 to 1740 code for a protein of 550 amino acids. Lineage: Eukaryota; Metazoa; Chordata; Actinopteri; Cyprinodontiformes; Poeciliidae. Gene Ontology annotation, biological process: sensory perception of sound; auditory receptor cell stereocilium organization. The record is from RefSeq and is a predicted model, not a curated record. Gene Ontology annotation, molecular function: protein binding.
GACCAGAUCCUGGAGGUCAACGGCCACAACUUCCUGAGCAUCCCGCACGACGAGGCCGUCCGCGUGCUGAAGUCGUCGCGCCACCUCAUGAUGACGGUGAAGGACGUGGGACGGCUGCCGCACGCCCGGACCGUGGUGGGGGAGACCAAGUGGAUCGCCAGCUCGCAGAUCGCAGAGAGCUCCGCCAACAGCAGCGUGGCCAGCUUCUCUGUGGAUCAAGGAGCUUCUGCAGCAGGAAAGCCCGGGUUCUAUAAGGGCGUUGCCGGCUCUCAGGUGACCCUGUCCAGCCUGGUCAACCAAUCCCGCGCCAUGCUGGAGGAGCAGGCGCGCCACCUGCUGACCGAAGCCGAGCGUCAGACCAUGAGCUACUACGUGGAGGAGUACAGGGACGGACACAUCGGCAUCGAGCCGCUGGUCAUGGCGCUGUUCGAGCUGCUCAACACGCACGCCAAGUUUUCCCUCCUGUCGGAGGUGAGAGGGCUGGUCACGCCGCAGGACCUGGAGCGCUUCGACGGGCUGGUGCUGCGGCGAGAGAUCCAGGCCCUGAAGGCGCGGCAGGGGACGGCGGGCGCCGCCAACGCGCCGCCGGACCGCCUGUCCAUGGUGUCGUUUCCAGACACGCUGACGUCGUCAUCAGCCAGCUUCCUGACCAACACAACGCUCAGCUCUGCGCGGAACGACAGCGUGGCGGAGAGUAACGAGGCGGAUCCUCCGGAGAGCCUGAACACGCUGCUGACCGACAUCUCUCUGGAUGACGUUCAGUCCGCCACAGCAGAGUCGCCCCCCUCCUUCAAGCCUCCGCCCCCUCCGGGGUCUCAGAGGCGCCCGGGUAGGCGGGACGCUCUCAUCAAGUGCCCGUCCUCCGAAUCCUCCCAAUCCGGGUUGUACUUCACGGCCCCGAGCUCUUCUUCUGCGCCAAGACGCGACGCCUCCCAGGAUUACGCCGCCAUCAAGAAGAAAAUGCCCAAGGAGAAAAUAACGUCCGCUCAGCUGGCCUCCGUCUCCCAGCACAACAUCGGCCCCUUCCCCAGGGUCCAGUCGCCCAACAGAGCCUCCAAACCGGCCGCCCCGUCCCCCUCGCCCCCGCCGCCGCCGCCACUUCCUGCCCCGCCUCCUCCUCCCUUGCUUCCCUCUAAGCCGGUGUCCCUGUCCAAGGCCUCCCUCGGGCCGCCUGCCGCCUCCAAGCAGCAGUUUGUGACGGUGGAGGUCCACAGGCCCAACGCAGAGCCGGACGUCAACGAGGUUCUGCCGCUCCCCCAGGCUAGAGGCGGCGCCCUGUCCCAGCUGUCCGACAGCGGACAGACCCUCAGCGAGGACAGCGGCGUGGACAUCGCCGAGUCGGGACACGUCAGUAAAGACGGUAGCCCCCGAUCGUCAGCCGCACGCCCCGCCCGCCACUCCCAGGACGGCGGAGGGGAAAACCCGUCCAAACCGCCGGGGCUCCUGGAGCCCACCUCCACGCUAGUGAGGGUGCCAAAGAGUGCCAGCACCCUUGGUAUCGCCAUCGAGGGCGGAGCCAACACUCGCCAGCCGCUGCCGCGCAUCGUCACCAUCCAGAGGGGCGGCUCGGCCCAUAACUGUGGCCAGCUGAAGGUGGGUCAGAUCAUCCUGGAGGUAAACGGGGUUUCCCUCAGGGGCCGAGAGCACCGGGACGCCGCUCGCCUCAUCGCCGAGGCCUUCAAGACCAAAGAGAGGGACCACGUUGACUUCCUGGUGACGGAGUUCAACGUGGCGCUAUAGCUGCUAGCAGGCGAUGACGAUGGUGAUGGUGACGGCCAACCUUCUUCACGAUCCGACGGCACAAACCGAAACAGAACCACCGACUGACUGAUCUCUGAGCCCUUCUCUUUUCUAAUCCAACCUUUAACUUGAAAGGCAUUAUUUCCUCAACGUGUUACCUCUAGCUGUGAGACCCGAUGCGCUGCAGCGAGGAUUCGUGAAUCUUUAUCUUUCUGGUUUCUUUCUGUCUGAAACCUGCAGCUCCUCUCUCUGUCUGACGUCUCCUUUAUUUAUUUAACGUUUAUUUCUGCUUCUGUCUGAGAGUGAACUGUACAGCUGAAACCGACGGAUGCUUGACUUUACAAGCUCGGGUUUGUACUGUAUGUAAAAAUGGACAUAUGUAGAUACAGAUGGAUAUAUGCUGCACACGUUCAAAUGCUCCUAUAUAAAUAAAAACAUGUGUAACCUUUGA